AUGAUCCGCCUCACUCCCCUUCCAGCAGCUCUCGCUUUUCUCCUCCCUUUCGUGAUCGCUUAUCCUCAAGGCUCCGUCUGGGGGCGCGGAGGAGGCCGCGGACGGUGCGGAACCGUCACAACCGCUGAAGACCUAGCUGCCAUCGCUGCGGUAGCCGGCCCAAGCAGCGGGAGCUUCUCGAACGUCUCGAACUUCUCGUCCGUAUCGACUAAGCGUUUUAGAGCAAGGUCUCUGCCCACCUAUUCUCUCGAGCCUUGGUUGUUAGGCGAUAUCACUGUUAAGACUUGGAUACAUGUUGUUGCUGUCAAUGAGACAUUGGAUGGAGGAUGGAUCCCCGAUGAUCAGCUCGCGGCGCAGAUGGAUGUGUUGAAUGAGAAUUACGCUCCAAAUCAUAUCCAAUUCGUUCUCGAGGGCAUUACGCGCACUGUCAACCCUCAUUGGGCGACAGGUGUUAAUGAUGACACCGAGCUGCAGAUGAAAUCCGCACUCCGAAAGGGAGAUUACAAGACCUUGAACAUUUACUUUCAGCAGUCUUUAUGGAGCAAUAUUAUUGGUUUUGCGCGCUAUCCAACCACUACAGAUGUGGGAAGUGUUGAUUUCAACAUUUCUGGGCCCACCCUUCUUUACACCACCGUUCCAGGUGGGACUCGAGAGUACUACAAUCUGGGGAAGACUGCCACUCACGAAGUCGGUCACUGGAUGGGUCGGCGACGACAGCUGUGA
Molecule: messenger RNA, 723 nt
Organism: Cadophora gregata
Lineage: Eukaryota; Fungi; Ascomycota; Leotiomycetes; Helotiales; Ploettnerulaceae
Exons: 5
Coding region: 1-723 (240 amino acids)
Molecular function (GO): metallopeptidase activity
Source: RefSeq, a predicted model, not a curated record